Messenger RNA from Sus scrofa (pig), 6455 nucleotides. The record is from RefSeq and is a predicted model, not a curated record. NCBI's taxonomy places the organism in Eukaryota, Metazoa, Chordata, Mammalia, Artiodactyla, Suidae.
GCCAGAGAGCCGGGCCUGGGCGGGCUGGGGCCGCAGCGCCUCGGACGGGGACGGAGCGGCGGGCUGGAGGAGCAGGAGCCUGCGGGAGGGUCCGGCUGAGCUCCGAGCCGGACAGCGGAAGCCAACCCGGGCAGAAGCCCUGGCGCCCCGAGGCCACCGCGAGCGCCCUGGGAGGACGCGGGGGGCGGGUGCAUCUUCCGCAGGUCCCCUGACGCUCGGCACAGCGGGCCACCCGUGGUUGCGGAGCCCUGGGCGUUUGCGCGGCUCCGCGCGCGGCUGCCACGGCCCUGAGGGCUUGUUCCUCCGCAGAGCCGCGGCCUCCGGCCUUUGCCUUUCCUCUUCCAUCUUCCUUCGGGCCCCAGCUCCUUCCAGGCCUGGCCUGGCCCUGGCUCGGCGCAGGCCUCCAGCAGUUCGGCCCCACACCCAGGGCGCCUCUGGUCUUCCUGCUCAGAGCGCUCCUCCCCUGUCCAGCUCCGGUCCCUUGUGUCGUCUCUCAUUCCGGUAGCAUCGUCUUGUGUUGGGGGGCAGCGCCAAAGCCUCGCUGGCGCCCGCAUCCCCUCUUGCUCCCAUGGUAACCAGCGUGGCCUUCCAAAAACGAGGGUCUCUCAUGCUUUGCCUCUGCUUAAAACCUUUUCUGCUGACCAGGCUCCUCCCUGUGGCCUCCUUGGGGUUCCCGGGCCCUGCCUGCCUACGGGUCCCGAUGGUCCUUGUCCCUCUGGUCCUUCGCUGACCACCCUCCCAUGCCCCUGGGGUCCACCCCCUCCUCAUCCCUGCUCUCUCCGUGGCUGGGCUGGGGGGCAUGGAACGUGAGGGUGGGGACCUGCCCCUGCGCUGUCUCCGGCCAGCGCUCAGGGAUGAAGGUUGAGUGAAUGACUGGUCUGCUUGCUGGUCACCCUGUUCAGGGAGCCUUGAACCAGGGAUGUGCUUGGGGUGCCUUCCACCGUCACAGCUUUUCUCAUGCACUUGGGUCGGGUUCUCUCCACCCCUCUGGAGGUUUCCCCUCACUCGGGGCCCCUCACCCACCUCAGCGGGGGCUCGGGUUCCCUGGGGAUUGGGCUCACUCCUCUGUGCUCAGCUGGGCCACAGAGGUACCCAGGAAGUGCCCCCGGGGGUGACUGGAGGGACCCUGGGGAUGGUCAGAGCCCGGGCGGGGGCUCUGCUUCUGCACCACCUCCUUGACCAGAGGCCUCACGUAGCCCUUUUCCGGGAGUUGUAUCUUGUGUGUGUUGAGACAGCUUUGUUCUCUCGCCAGUUUUCCAAUUUGCUGGGGACGGUCUACCGGUGUGGAAACUUAAAUUUUACGUGUGAUGGGAAUUCCCUCAUCAGUCCCGUGGGAAAUAGAGUCACUGUGUUUGACCUUAAAAACAACAAGUCGGACACUCUGCCCCUGGCCACGCGGUACAACAUCAAGUGUGUGGGCCUGUCGCCCGAUGGCCGCCUGGCCAUCAUUGUCGAUGAAGGGGGCGACGCGCUGCUGGUCAGCCUGGUCUGCAGAUCCGUGCUCCACCACUUCCACUUCAAGGGCGCCGUGCACAGCGUCGCCUUCUCCCCCGACGGCAGGAAAUUUGUGGUCACAAAAGGGAACGGCGCUCAGCUGUACCACGCCCCGGGGAGGCGGCGCGAGUUCAACGCCUUCGUCCUGGACAAAACUUACUUUGGGCCCUACGAUGAGACCACGUGCAUCGACUGGACGGACGACUCCAAGUGCUUCGUGGUCGGGAGCAAAGACAUGUCCACGUGGGUGUUCGGGGCCGAGCGCUGGGACAACCUCAUCUACUACGCGCUGGGAGGCCACAGGGACGCCAUCGUGGCCUGCUUCUUCGAGGCCGACAGCCUGGACGUGUACACGCUCAGCCAGGACGGGGCCCUGUGUGUGUGGCAGUGUGACACCCCCCCUGCGGGCCUGAGGCUGAAAGCCCCCUCGGGCUGGAGGGCGGACCUGCAGCGGAGGGAGGGGGACGAGGACGAGGAGGACAACGAGGAGGAGGAGAGGGCCGUCCGCGGGAAGGCGGCGCCGGCCGCCGAGGAGCAGCAGGGGAAAGUCAGAUACUCGCGGCUGGCCAAGUACUUUUUUAAUAAAGAAGGCGAUUUUAACAACCUGACGGCCGCAGCGUAUCACAAGAAGGUCCAUCUCUUGGUCACCGGUUUUGCUUCCGGAAUGUUCCACCUUCACGAGCUCCCGGAGUUCAACCUCAUCCACUCCCUGAGCAUCUCGGACCAGAGGGUGGCGUCCGUGGCCAUCAACAGCUCCGGGGACUGGAUCGCCUUUGGGUGCUCAGGCCUGGGCCAGCUGCUGGUGUGGGAGUGGCAGAGCGAGUCCUACGUGCUCAAGCAGCAGGGCCACUUCAACAGCAUGGUGUCCCUGGCCUACUCCCCCGAUGGGCAGUACAUCGUGACCGGCGGGGACGACGGCAAGGUCAAGGUGUGGAACACCCUCAGUGGCUUCUGCUUCAUCACUUUCACCGAGCACUCGAGCGGCGUCACCGGCGUGACCUUCACCGCCACCGGCUACGUCAUCGUGACCUCUUCUAUGGACGGGACCGUGCGCGCCUUUGACCUUCACAGGUACCGGAACUUCCGCACCUUCACGUCCCCGCGCCCCACCCAGUUCUCCUGCGUGGCCGUGGACACCAGCGGGGAGGUGGUUGCUGCGGGCGCCCAGGACUCCUUCGAGAUCUUCAUCUGGUCCAUGCAGACGGGCAGGCUCCUUGACGUGCUCUCCGGCCACGAGGGGCCCAUCAGUGGUCUUUGCUUUAACCCCACGAAGUCGGUGCUGGCCAGCGCCUCCUGGGACAGGACAGUGCGCCUGUGGGACAUGGCGGACAGCUGGAGGACCACGGAGACGCUGGCCCUGACCUCCGACGCUCUGGCCGUGACCUUUCGCCCCGACGGCGCAGAGCUGGCUGUGGCCACCCUGAACUCGCAGAUCACCUUCUGGGAUCCCGAGAACGCCGUGCAGACGGGCUCCAUCGAGGGCAGGCACGACCUCAAGUCGGGCAGGAAAGAGCUGGACAAGAUCACUGCCAAGCACUCGGCCAAGGGAAAGGCCUUCACCGCGCUGUGCUACUCGGCAGACGGCCAGAGCGUCCUGGCAGGAGGGAGGUCCAAGUUCGUGUGCAUCUACCACGUCAGGGAGCAGAUUCUCAGGAAGAGGUUCGAGAUCUCCGGCAACCUCUCCCUGGACGCCAUGGAGGAAUUUUUGAACCGAAGGAAAAUGACAGAGUUUGGCAACCUGGCGCUCAUCGACCAAGACGCGGCGGAGGAGGCUGGGGUCGCCAUCCCGCUGCCGGGUGUAAAGAAGGGUGACAUGAGCUCUCGCCACUUCAAACCCGAGAUCAGGGUGACUUCGCUCCGCUUCUCUCCCACCGGGCGCUGCUGGGCGGCCACCACCACCGAGGGGCUCCUCAUCUACUCCCUCGACGCCCGGAUGCUCUUUGACCCGUUUGAGCUGGACACCAGUGUCACCCCCGCACGCGUCCGGGCGGCGCUGCGCCAGCGGGACUUCACCCGGGCGAUUCUGAUGGCCUUCCGGCUCAACGAGAGGAAGCUGCUGCAGGAGGCCCUGGAGUCGGUGCCCUGGGACGAGGUCGAGGUCGUCAGCUCCUCCCUGCCGGACCUGUACGUGGAGAAGGUGCUGGAGUUUCUGGCUUCGUCCCUGGAGGUGUCGCACCAUCUGGAGUUCUACCUCGUGUGGGCGCAGAAGCUGCUCAUGGCGCACGGGCAGAAGCUCAAGGCCAGGGCGGGGACGCUGCUGCCGGCGGUUCAGUUCCUCCAGAAGAGCAUCCAGCGCCACUUCGACGGCCUCUCCAAGCUGUGCGACUGGAACCGCUAUAGCCUCCGGUUCGCGCUGGCCGUCUCCCAGCAGCGGGGCCUGAAACGCGCCUCGGAAGCGCCGGGCAGCGAAGAGGAAGCGGACGGGUCUGACGAGGACGACGAGAGCCUGCACCUGCUCGGGGCGGGGCCUGGGGACGCCGACGGGCUGCGCCCAUAGAUCGGGCUGCCUUCAGAACCCCGUGGGGCCAGCUGGGACCUGCCGGGACCCCAGCAGCAGGUGGCCUGGAGCAGGAGCGUGUCUCCUGGUGUCAUGGGGACCUGCUUCGCUCUAAGAAGCAAACUUGGCCGCAGAGUCAGCACACAAGUGUCCUGUCCCCAGGAGCUGGCUGCGUGGGACACGCCUGGCCGAGGCCAAGGGCCCUCAUGUAUAGACUCAAGCUUUGAGUGAGAGUUUUUAUAUUUUUAAUGUAAAGUUUGGACGAUAAGUUCAGGGAUGAAGAGGGGGUUUUUCCAGUGUGUGCGUGCGGGUGAAGUCUGACCCCUGAGGGUGAAGGGCUGUGGCACGUCUGGGAUGUGACUGUCGUGCGGGGGGUGGGGGCCAGAGCGCAAGCCAGCGUGACCGUUCUCCAGACAGGCCUGUGGCUUAGGAGUCACGAGCUGGGCCCUCGUGUCCCUCGCGCCACCAGCUCCUCUUCGGUGCCAGCCCCUUUGUCGCUGCAGAGACACGGAGGGUGAUCCGUCCACCGCCAGGACUUCUGUUGGUGGCCCGGAGAGCCAGCUGCCUAAAGGAAGUGGCCUGUCAGAGCCCACGGUGCUCCUGGGGCACGUGCGAUGGAAUCCAGGUGACAGGUUCUGGCCUUUUAUGCGCAGCCUAGUUUCACAGCCUGUGGGGCCGCGUGCAGGGCCUCCCACCCACCAGCAGGGCAGAACUUCUGGCACAAAGCCCCCGCCUGGCGCGCCGGCGUGGCAAGCCGUGCACUGGAGGCUGCGUGUGACGCCUGGAGAUGUGGCGGCGCUGUGGGGAGGGGCUGCGCCCAGCCCCUCGGUCUGGGGCUCUGAGAGCGGCAGGCCUGCACCCUCAGCGCCCACAGCCUUGGCGGAACAGCGCUGUCAAGCACGAGCCCACACCCCUAUGUUCUCAGAUCAAAGAGUAACGCUUCCCUUUACUUCUAAACUGAACCUGGUCUCCUGAGACAGGCCAGGACCAGGGACACGUGGCUGCAGUGCUCGCACCCGGACAGACGUCUCCUGGAGCAGCAGUUGCACAGAAACCACAAGGGACUAAAAGCAGCUGUGUGUCUGUGCGGUCAGGGUAAACGUGGACCCAAACCCUAGAACCUGCUGCCGCUUCUGAAGAGCCCAGCGCAAAAGCAGGGCAUACGGGCCCCUGUGCACACCACCAAGGGGGUGGGCAGACCUAAGCCACCGCCCCGGACCCCUGGACCCGCCCCAUCCAAGGAGCAGGGAGCGCGGGACCUGCUGCGCCUUUUUGCCCCCGCUUCCCCGCUACAGCAGACGCCCAGGUAAAGGAGGCCCAGAACCCAGGUCCGACAGGUCACGUGGUGCCUGACAUGGGGUGCUUGUCCCCUCUCUGGGAGAGGAUCUGGGAGCCUUGGGGACCACCUAGCAGCUUUCCCGUGGGUGACAAGCAGCUGCCUGAACCUUGUUUCAGUGUCACCACGUUUGCUCAGUCUGCCUUCCUGGCCCCGGGGCCUCGGUCCCUCAUCCAGGCAGUGUCACCCUUUUCCUGAGUCUCCUCUCCUGCAUCUGGAUAGGGCCUCACGCAGCUCCAGUGUCCUCUCCUGGGCGCAGAUCUGCUGAAACGGCACCACAGGGCACUGAGGCCUUGGGGUACAGACAGUCCGGCCUUGGAUUAAAUACCUGUGGGGUUUUAAAGAGCGGAAAGUUGGGGGUGGGGCAAAGAAUGGAGUUCCCUGGGUACCCAGUGGCCUAGGGGUUAAGAACCCACCCUUGCCACUGCUGUGGUGUAGGUUCAAUUCCUGGCCCAAGAACUUCCUGCAGCGUCAGGACACGGGUUUGAUCCCCAACCCAGCCCAGUGGUUAAAGGAUCCGGUGCUGCCACAGCUGUGGUGUAGUUCGCAACUGCGGCUUGGAUCUGAUCCCUGGCCUGGGAACUCCGUGAGCUGUGGGGCAGCCGAAAGAGAAAAAGCAAGGGGGAGAGGGGCUUGCCCUUCCCUCCUCCGCCUCUGCAGGACGACUGCUCUCCCGGGGCUCCUGGGAACCAUCUGAUCCAACUCCCAGACCCAGGGGAACCGAGAGAGGCCUUUUGAAAUUAACAAGACUGGGAGGUUUCUGGGUCUUCUGUGAAAACCAGCUUGUAAAGGAGCUGUAUUUAAUUGGCUCAAUGGGAACUUAGCACUUACAUAAAGUCUCAGAAAUGUAAAAGAAACCCACCAGAAUAGUUUUCAGGUUCAUGUGAUCUGGGGAAUAUUCAAUAUUGAAUUCUUAGCUGGUAUUAAAGUGGAGUUCCCUGGUGGCUCAGCAGGUGAAGGGCCUGGCAUGGCCACAGCUGUGGCUCCAGUUGCUGCUGUGGUGCGGUGUCGACACCUGGCCCGGGAACUUCUGCAUGCUGCAGGUGCAGCCCAAAAAGCCAUCUGGUGUUGAGGCUAGCUUGAGCCUGCGUUUGUAGUUAACAAAGACCUGUCUUUAGAACCGCAACA